Diabrotica balteata is the source of this 2740-nucleotide messenger RNA. NCBI's taxonomy places the organism in Eukaryota, Metazoa, Arthropoda, Insecta, Coleoptera, Chrysomelidae. The record is from the annotation of a GenBank genome assembly.
GUCGACACACAUCUCCUCGCUCUUGAUUCUAUAUAUAAAUUUAGUUAGUCGGCAAGCAUGGAUUCCAUGCCAACAUCUCGCGAGAAAAGUGAAGUGAACGGUGUUAAUAAUGAAUCCGAAAAAAUUGAUAUCGACAAAAUUAAAAACAUGCUCACAGAAGAACAAGUGCAUAGUGAUACAAUUGCCCGAAGACGACGAAGAUUUACAAAGAAGCGAAGCACUAGUUUGACAAGACGAGAUCCUACACCAGUAAGACACUUGGAUGAAAAAUUUACUUCAGACGAAGAGCCAGUCGAGCCGAAACCGAAAACACCCGAACGACCACGUAGGCCGAAAAGAAACAAAAGUUUAAUAAAACACAAUUUGAGUGAAACAGAUACACCUUCUGUCGAAGAUAGCAACAAAAGCAACAAUGUUAGUAGAAAUAACAGUUUUAGAACUAAGCUUAAAAGGUUUGAGGCACAACUUAAGGCCAUUGAAACAAAUGCUCCUAGAAAGAAAAGUUUAUCGGACUUGGCACAGGAUGAAGUGGUUGCAAUAUUUAACAAAACUAAGAAAAGCAUAACAAAUGCCGCAAUAAAAGGUAGGGAGAGAUUUAGAAAAGAUAAGGAAGUAGCCAAAAGAAGCCAAUCGGCACCAAAUAAAAUAGUAGAUCAAGAGUUUAAUAAACAUGUUCAAAACGGAGAGCAAAUUGAACAACUAUCACAAGAAAAACCUAGAAAAUAUUCUGAGUCUGAUAUGAUUAUGGAAAGACUGCGGAAAUAUUCAGAUUCUAGCUUACAUACAACCAUACAAGAUAUUGAAUUCUCAGGUCCUAUAAUUAAAAAAGCUAAAGCGUUAAGACGAGAGUCGCCAUCAGGACUUCGCCAUAGAAAAAAACCUGAAUUCUCUUCAAAGGUAGUGGAAAUACUUGAUCCUAGAACACUAAGCGUAGUUUCAAGAAAAACAGUUUUACGCCUUCCAGAAUUAAAAUUAAGAGACUUAUACAAAAUACUAAGGUUCUAUUCAAUAUUUGAAAUUUUCAGAGCCUACAGAUUAUACAAAGUUGAAAUGAAAGCUGAAUACAAAAAGAUAAAAACCUUGUGGAAUAAAUGCAUGUUUGAACUGUUUUUAAUAAUGAUGUUUUGUGGUGCAGCUGGCUUUAUUUUUAAAUAUACUGAAGGAAGAUUUGAAAAUUUCUACAAAUGUGGAGUUAAAAGAGUUAAACGAGACUUUAUUGAUUUACUUUGGUCCAAAAGCCAUAAUUUAAGAGAAGAUGAUUGGAAAUCUUUAUUUCGAAAUAAGCUAAAAACAUUUGAAGAAGAACUGCAUGCAGCUCAUGAAGCCGGUAUGACCUCUUACAGUGGACAACGUUCCUGGAGUUUUUUAAACAGCGUUGUGUAUGCUUUGACUAUUGUCACAACUAUUGGAUAUGGUCACCUCUACCCCUCUACUACCACUGGUCGAGCUUUAACAAUUGUAUAUGCCAUAGUUGGAAUUCCUCUCUUUCUUAUAGCUCUUACAGAUUUUGGUAAAUUAUUCACUAGAGCUAUUAAAUUUUUAUGGUCAUUUGUUAGACGACUUUAUUAUACGGGAAGCUGUAGGAAAGUUAGAAAAAGUGCAACUGCUUCGGAAAUAUUUAAAGGAGCCCAAAUGAUGUAUGGCAUAGCAACUUUCCGUAGACCUUCAAAGGACCCCUCCGCCGAAAGUACAGGACCAUUUUCAACAGAUAUCACCAGUAUAAAACCUAUGUCAUCGCACGAUACUGUGAUAUCGGCAAUGUCCGAGGACACACCAACGACACCAGAUUUAUCAACUUUUGAAAUAGAUGAUGAGUUUAAUUUACCAAUAUCCGUUGCUUUGUUUAUACUUGCAGCGUAUAUGUUUAUAGGAUCCUUAGUAUAUUGUGCCUGGGAGAAAUGGGAAUUUUUCACCUCGUUUUACUUUGUAUUUAUUUCACUUUCUACAAUAGGAUUUGGCGAUUUUAUCCCAUCUCAACCAGUUGUUCUAAUUGUAUCAAUAGUUUAUCUAGUUUUUGGAUUAGCUUUAAUGUCAAUGUGCAUUAAUGUCGUUCAAGUCAAACUCAGUGACACUUUCCAACAAGCUUCCAUUAAGUUAUCCAGUACCAUGGGUUUUGAAAUGCCAGAUAGUGCUCAAACUUUAAAUGAAAAUGAAUCAGAUCUUGUCCUAGUACAUAAAGAUGUUGACAAAAAUGAGGACGAGACUAAGAGUGAGAAGAUAGUAGUCGAAAAUAAUAACUCAGCUACCGAUGUUGAACCUGCACCUGAAAAAUCGAAAUAAAAGGAAGAAUUCAAAUAUUCUACUUUCUUCAAGCAAGUACGUGAAGGUAAAUUACAACAAUUUUUAUUGGACAUUUGAACUAUUUAUAUUUGAAUAUGGCUGUUACGUAAAAAGUUACCUUGUAUAUACUUUUAAAGUUAACAAAAUAUUUUAUUUCAUAAUCUUUUGUGCCGUUAUCGAACAUAGAACAAAUGUUCGAAUUUUUGAUUUAAUAUAAUUAAAAACAAUAUGAACUUUGUAAACUGGGUGUUUAUUAAUUUGUAGUUGGUCUAAUAAUAUUAGUAGUAAUACUUUUAAACCUUACCCAAUAAUCUUCCAUGGUUAGUGACAAAAUUACUUUUUCCCUACCAAAUUUUAAUAUCCAAUUAACUUUUGUUAUCAGGGUACGUAAUUAUCUAUAAAAUAUAUGUAAAUACAAUGCUCAUUCGUUGUUUAUUUGGAUUGCGUUUUAAUGUUUUGC